Molecule: messenger RNA, 3147 nt
Organism: Drosophila biarmipes
Lineage: Eukaryota; Metazoa; Arthropoda; Insecta; Diptera; Drosophilidae
Gene: Cdc6
Product: cell division control protein 6 homolog
Exons: 2
Coding region: 515-2533 (672 amino acids)
Biological process (GO): cell division; DNA replication initiation; mitotic DNA replication checkpoint signaling
Cellular component (GO): nucleus
Molecular function (GO): ATP hydrolysis activity; DNA replication origin binding
Source: RefSeq, a predicted model, not a curated record
AUCUUCGCCCACUGUGCCUAGGUAUUAAUAUUAUUAUUCUCCUUUGAGCGUGUGUGCAUCAUUUUUUCUUCGCUAUAGCUAAAUUCCAUUUUAUGUGCGCCCGUUUAUAUAAUUUAAAAAUAUCCCACAGCCAGAGCAAAUAUUUUUAGGCGCUUACGUAAGCGUGUUCAGCGUCCAGCGUUUUGUAUUUUCUAUCUGCCGCGAAGCGUUUUUAUUUUUACCAGGCCGUCCACGAGCGAGUGUGUAAGUAAUUCAAUAUAGGCGGGCAGUCGUUUUCAAAUGUUGUAACUAAGCGCGGCUAAUCGAUAGACGACGAUCAGUGGUGAGCAGCUCUGGGCCAGGGUUGCCAGAUGGCCAGGCCAGGCUUGAUCAGCUGUUGUUCGGGGCGAAUGGCCAAUGGUUUUGCGCGCUUUUUUGACUGUGACUGGCCAGCUGAAGAAUUCUAACGCACGCCUUGGCUUUAUUAACUAGUAUUACUAACCAACUGCUGACUGAUAAACUAAAAACCGCUUGAAUGGCCGCCGUACGUCGCUCCACGCGCCUGAGCAGCAUCAGCAAGGCGGCCGCCGCCUCGCCUCUGCCGCAGUCGACGCAGACGCCGCGUCGCUCGGAAGUUUGGAAACGCAGGCAGCCGCAAAAAGUGAUCGUCGACAGCGACGAGGAGGAGGCGGUGACCUGUGACCUGACCAGCCCCGUUUCAGAGAACAACGAGAACCGCAACCUGCUGAACAAGAUGGACAAGAUCUCCCGGCGCAGGACCUCGCAGGUGCAGGUGGCUGCGGCCCAUCAGCUGGAGCACCCAAAGACGCCACGCAGCACAAAGAAAACAGCCCCAUCAGCUGCUGUUUCGCGGGCCAAACGCGAGCAGGCCAACCGCGAGGCCACCAUCGAAUUCUUGGAUAGCGAUGAGGAGGAGCCGGAGGCCGAUCCGCUCCAUGGCUCGCCGCCCAAGCAGCGGAAGCUGCAGCCACUGCCACAGCACCUGAUCAGUCCUUCGCGGCUGCUGGACAGGCUUAGUAUUGACGAACGCCAGGAGGAGGAGGCGGAGAACAAGACUGACAGGGAGCAGGAGGUGCUCCACCAGAAGCCCCGAAACGAGGAGCAACAGAAGCCACGUGCAAAGCCUAAAGCCACCCCGCAGGAGGAUCCUCUUGCUCUGCCGCAGGCGAAACCUCCCACCAAGCUGGUAAACAAACCCCAACCGAAGCUGGAGAAAUCCCAGCUCAAGAAGCAGCCAAAAUCCCCCACCAAAGAGGAAAGCCAACAGGAUAACCUGCCCUCGCCCUCCCGCAACAAGUACCAAAACGCAAGACGAGUGCUAAACAGUGCCGAGACCCAAAACCUGCCAGGGCGAGAGGCGCAACUUCAGGAACUCCGAGAAUUCUUCAGCAGCCAUUUGGAAAGCCAGACCUCCGGCAGCCUAUAUGUCUCCGGACAGCCGGGCACAGGGAAGACCGCCUGCCUGUCGCUGCUACUGAGAGAUCCGGAGUUCUCUAAGCGUCUGCAGCGCGUCUACAUCAACUGCACCAGCAUUGCCAGCGUGGGAGCCGUUUACAAGAAGCUCUGCGCCGAGCUCCAGCUGAAAGUCAGCGGACGCACCGAAAGAGACCACUUGGAGGCCAUACAGCGUCAUUUGAGGACGGCUAAGCGAAUGCUUCUGCUGGUGCUGGACGAGAUCGAUCAGCUGUGCACCAGCAGGCAGGAGGUGCUGUACACGAUCUUUGAGUGGCCUGCCCUGCCCAGCUCCAGGAUACUGCUAGUGGGCAUUGCCAAUAGCUUGGAUCUCACAGACCGAGCCCUGAUGCGACUGAAUGCCCGGUGCGAGCUGAAGCCCCGGCUGAUGCACUUUCCGCCCUACUCCAAGCAGCAGAUCGUGGAGAUCUUCAAGUCGCGCCUGGCCGAGGCGGAGGUGCUGGACGUCUUCCCGCCCGUCACGCUGCAGCUGCUGGCGGCCAAGGUGAGCGCCAUUAGCGGGGAUGUGCGAAGGGCCCUGGACAUUGGAAGACGUGUGGUCGAGAUUGCAGAGCAGCAGAAACGCGACGGCGAAAAGGAGUUCAACAUGAAGGCUCUGCAGCUGGAGGGCAAGGAGGCAGUGGAGGCCAAAGAGAAACAAGACACUCUGAAGCCCGUUCAGGUCACCCAAGUGGCUGCUGUGCUGAACAAAGUCUAUGGGGCCUCGCAGAAUCUGGAGGAGGACAUCGAGGCCUCCUUCCCGCUGCAGCAGAAGCUGAUGCUGUGCACCCUGGUGCUGAUGCUGCGCAACGAGCGCAACAAGGACAUCAGCAUGGGUCGCCUGCACGAGGUGUACAGGCGGGUGUGCGCCAAACGCAACAUCCUGGCCCUGGACCAGGCGGAGUUCACGGGCACCGUGGAUCUGGUGGAGACGCGGGGCAUCCUGCGCAUCAUGCGCAAGAAGGAGCCGCGCCUGCACAAGGUGCUGCUGCAGUGGGACGAGGAGGAGGUGCAUGCGGCCCUGAGCGACAAGCAGCUGAUCGCCUCGAUCCUCAGCGACACCAGCUGCCUGAGCAAGUGACGAUCUGGACGAUUACCUCUAGGAAAUUGGUGGGCCAGACAAGCCGCUGGUUAAUUGCGCAUUUCUCUCAUUUUCAUUCACCUUGGGGACGAACAUUGUAUAUGUAUAGGAAUACUUCUUGACGCUAAUUUUAAAAUUCGUGGCUGGCGCAAGCAGUGAAACAUUUUGAAAUAUCAUUUGAGGGUCACUUUCGACAUAUUGCCUCUUUCUGACUAUUAAUUGAAUCGAGUCUUUGGGAUUUUAUGUUUGCCAUAAAUUUAAGUAAAUGUUGCGCCCAUCAUCUAUUUCUAAUCCGAUCCGUUGACCAAUAAGCUCUAGACAAUUCGUUUCCUGUUAGCCCUAAGCAAAUAAGAAUAAACCAAAUAGUUCUGUAGUACACAAAAGUGAAAACAAUUUCCACUUUCGCUGCGCCACAGGUCUUGCGCUUGGGGCGUGCCAAGUGUUGGCGAAAGUCUGCCAUUGUUUUUCGAGGCGUUCUUCAGAUCGCAAUGGGGCAAAUUAACACCACCGACUAUACGUGUGGGUUUGCUGGCCAUCUCGACAUGAAAUUAAUUUCUUCUAUAAUCAUUUUGUUUAUUUAUUUGCUGGCUUAUUGUUGUUCUUCCUGCGCUCUC